UUUUUGGGUAAAAAUAUACAUAGCCAAAGUUACACCAUUUCAGACGUUUCUACAUGUACAAUUCAGUGACAUCGAUUUCAUUCUUUAUGGUAUCUUUUAAAUGUUACUUUUGAAAAUUCUCCUUUAAUAUCUCUACCUUGGCCCAUGAAUAUAAAAAUUGACUUCACUUUAAUGAUCUAAUUUUUUUAAUUAAAAUCUUGCAGCAUUUUGGUGAAGCGCUAGAAUAUAAUUUUCAUAGCAAAAUUUUAAACCUGAACCUGCAUUUUAUCUCUCUCUGUAUGAAGUAUUUAAAGGGCAGACUUAUCUGGUUAUGCUUUACAGUUUUACAGAAAGAUCUUUUUUCUCCUUUCACUAUCUUUCAGCUGAGAAAGUCAAGGGAACAAUCAAUAGACUGGGUUAAGAGAGUGAAAAUUUGUCCAGUGUACUGGAAUUUGCUUCCUCCCUGGUGGCAUUCAAAGUGAUGUUGUGUAAAAAUGUGAAGGACAAGUGUUUACUCUGGCCUUGACCAAGAUUUUGGAUGUCUUCUUUUGGGGGUUUCUGGCAGUGCCGGUGUUUCAGAAAUCUUCCCCUCCUCUCACCAGUGGAGUGAACAAAUACAGCUCCUCAGUAGGCCGUUGAAGAGAACAAUCACAGGUUUCUGAAGGUGACAGUGAAAUGUGAAGAAGUUAUAUUUCGAAUGUGAUACUUGAAAGUUAGUGACUGCUUACCUAAUUUUUUUGAAAAUUAAAUAUGGCUUUAGAAGCAUUAAUUUAUGAAGGUUUAUGAUGUCAUCGAUGGCCACAGAAAGCAAACUCCAGCAGGCUGUGAGCCUGCAGGGAGUUGACCCAGAAACAUGCACGAUUGUGUUUAAAAACCACUGGGCACAGGUUGUGAAGAUCUUAGAGAAGCAUGACCCCUUGAAGAAUACUCAGGCAAAAUAUGGAUCCAUCCCUCCAGAUGAGGCCAGUGCUGUACAGAACUAUGUAGAACACAUGCUCUUCUUGCUGAUUGAAGAGCAAGCCAAGGAUGCUGCAAUGGGACCAAUUCUGGAAUUUGUGGUCUCUGAGAAUAUCAUGGAGAAACUCUUCCUUUGGAGCUUGAGACGGGAAUUUACUGAUGAGACUAAAAUUGAACAGCUGAAGAUAUAUGAGAUGUUGGUCACCCAGUCGCACCAGCCUCUUCUGCACCACAAGCCCAUUCUGAAGCCCCUUAUGAUGUUGCUGAGCUCUUGUUCAGGAACAACCACCCCCACUGUGGAAGGGAAGCUGGUGGUCCUACUCAGUCAGCUCUGUUCUAUCCUUGCCAAAGAUCCAUCCAUUCUGGAACUCUUCUUCCACACUAGUGAGGACCAAGGGGCUGCCAACUUCCUCAUCUUCUCCCUUCUAAUUCCCUUCAUUCACCGGGAGGGGACAGUAGGCCAGCAGGCCAGGGAUGCUUUGCUUUUUAUCAUGUCUCUUUCUGCUGAGAACAGCAUGGUGGCCCAUCACAUUGUGGAGAAUACCUACUUCUGCCCAGUUCUUGCAACUGGGCUGAGUGGUCUCUACUCUUCCCUACCUACAAAGCUAGAAGAAAAAGGCGAAGAAUGGCACUGCCUUCUUAAAGACGACUGGCUCUUACUCCCGUCUCUCGUCCAGUUCAUGAAUUCCCUGGAGUUUUGUAAUGCAGUCAUCCAGGUGGCUCACCCCUUGAUUCGCAGUCAGCUUGUCAAUUACAUUUACAAUGGAUUCUUGGUACCGGUCUUGGCUCCUGCUCUCCAUAAGGUAACUGUGGAGGAAGUCAUGACCACAACGGCGUAUCUGGACCUUUUCCUGCGUAGCGUCUCCGAGCCAGCACUACUUGAGAUCUUCCUCCGUUUCAUUCUAUUGCACCAGCACGAGAACGUCCACAUAUUGGACACUCUUACAAGCCGAAUCAACACUCCAUUUCGGCUUUGCGUGGUGUCCCUGGCAUUGUUCAGAACUCUCAUUGGUUUACACUGUGAAGAUGUGAUGUUACAGCUAGUUCUAAGGUACCUGAUCCCCUGCAACCACAUGAUGCUGAGUCAGAGGUGGGCUGUGAAGGAGAGAGAUUGUUACUCAGUUUCUGCGGCCAAGCUGCUUGCCCUGACUCCGGUCUGCUGCUCCAGCGGGAUCACUCUGACAUUGGGGAACCAAGAGAGGGAUUGUAUUCUCUGGUCAAAGUGUAUGCACGAUAGCUCAGGGCCCACGGAUCAGCAGCCCCCCGAGGCGUUCUCUCCGUCGGCCUGCAUUGUGGAAUAUGGGAAGGCCCUGGACAUCAGCUACCUGCAGUACCUCUGGGAGGCCCACACCAACAUCCUCCGCUGCAUGAAGGCCUGCCGCACCUGGUCCGCCCUGUACGACGGCGAGUCCCCCAACCACGAGACUUUCCUCCAGGGCCUCUCAGAGGAAGGCAGUAGGGACUCAGCCUACCCUGUGUUGAGGCUCCAGCAUCCAUUCCCCAGUAAGAUGGAGUCUCAUUCGGCUCCCGGAAAGGAGAAAAGCCAGACAGAGCUGGAGUGGGAUGACAGCUACGACACUGGAAUCUCCUCAGGGGCUGACGUGACCUCCCCCGGGCCUUAUGAGUCUAUGGACAAUUCCGGUCCCCCGGUGCCCAUUAGUCCCCCCAAACACAUCCAGGAGAUGAAGAAGAAUGCCAUCCUGCUCUUCAAAGGGUCCUACAUUGAAGAGUCAGACUUCCAGGACGAUGUCAUGGUAUACAGGUUGUGUGCUGAGAAGGACUGUGAGGACACCAGAAAUUCUCAGGAGGAGACUGCAGGGGCAUCAGCCAAAGCCCAGACUGAGGAUCAGGGUGCUCCCAUGAACAACUGCCCCCUUCCCAGCCCCCAGCCAGAAACAGAUUCAGGGGAGGAACAUAAUAGGGAUAACAUGAACUUGUUUCAGACUGUAUCCAAGGAAACAGCACAAGAGAAUGAUCCUGAAGUAGUGGCCCCAGAAUCAAACUCGGAGUUAACGCCCCCUGUCUCUGAGGCAGAGCACAGCGCAAGUCUGACUGUUGUUAACCCAGAGAGCGAAGAUUUCAUUGCCCAGUAUGACCAAAUCAUUAAAGAACUGGAUUCUGGCACAGAGGGCUUGAUAGAGCAGAAUUUCCCCACCCCUGAUCCUCUGCUUCUCACAAAGGAGGGAGAGAGGAAGGGAGAAGAGAGCAAAGAAGAAGAGGAGGAGGAAGAGGAGGAGGGGAAGAAGGGGCUAGACGAGGACGAGGAUGACUUUGACUCUUUCAUGGCAGAAACUCCUACUGCAGAGACCGUGCCUUCCCCAUUUGGGGCAAGAGAUGAGACUGCCUUUGCCAGUCACCAAGUGAGGACUCAGAGUGCCCCGUUCACAGGCCCAUUCAUCAGCGUGGUCCUGUCAAAGCUGGAAAACAUGCUGGAGAACUCGUUGCAUGUUAAUUUGCUGCUUAUUGGGAUCAUCACUCAGCUAGCCAGCUACCCCCAGCCGCUCCUGCGCUCUUUUCUGCUCAAUACCAACGUGGUCUUCCAGCCAAGUGUACGCUCUCUCUAUCAGGUCCUUGCAUCUGUGAAAAACAAAAUUGAACAGUUUGCUUCUGUGGAGAGAGAUUUCCCAGGACUCCUCAUACAAGCCCAGCAAUACCUGCUCUUCCGAGUGGACAUGUCUGAUACGGACCCUGAGUCACUAACCAAAGAUCCCAUUCAAAAUGCUUCCUGGACAGACACUGGUAGGAACCUUUUGGAUGAUCCCCCAAGAGUGCUUCAGCCCUUCUUGACCAACAGAGCCAAGGUGGCUGGGGCGCCCCCAAACCUGCCCCUGCCGGUGAGGAACACCAUGCUGGCUGCUGCCCUCUUCCCAGAGUUUCUGAAGGAGCUGGCAGCCUUGGCCCAGGAACACUCCAUUCUGUGCUACAAGAUCCUGGGGGACUUUGAGGACUCCUGCUGUUAGCUUUUUUUUUUUUAAGUAGAUGCUCUUGUUUUAUAAGGUUUUAGUGUUUUGACUGAAUGUUAAAUGCAAAGCUGCUUACAGAAAUUUCUACUUUGCUGUUUCCUGACAAUACUUGAUUUGGGGGAGAAAUUUUCUUCAUAUCUCCUGUCUAGCCGUGUCUUUCCACCUUAUGUUAUAUAGAAUGUAAGUCUCAUAAGCUGAUUGCUCCCUAGGCAGGCUUUCUCUUCCUCCUUACAUUUUUUGGUUGUUCUUUUCCGUCCCCCUCUGUCACUCGUCUUGCAGUUCACACCGUACCUGUGAAUAUCAGGGUUCGGUGAUUCUAGAAGUGCCUGUGUCCACAGCUGGCUCUUCAGCAGUGCGUGAAGAGUACACAUCUGCAUCCCACACACCUGCUCCUGGUGCUUCCGCAUUUGGCUGCCGUUUUAUAGAAGGGAAGACUAGGGAUGGGUAGCCCAGCCUCUCUUGCCUUCAUCACACAACCUCGGACUUUUCCUCCCAGGACUCAUAUUCUGUCCAGUAUGUGUUGCCUUAUGGUGCAGGCAAAUCCACUGAUUUCCACUAGCUGCCUGGGAAGUCAGAUGUUGUUUUGGAGAGAAUUUGGAAUGCAGGGAAUUUUUCUUGUUUCUUGAGAGCUUUCUUUAAUUGGAUUAUCACUACCUAAACACUGAAGAUAGCCUUAUUUUAGUAAGAUUUGCACAAAAUCAAGCAUACCUAUGCAAACUGUUACUCUGGUUUUUAGGAGUUUGAUAAAAUGAAGAAAGCAUGGUAUCAUAUCCUUAUGUAAGGAAACAACCAUAGUUACUUUGUAAGUUUCCUGAAAACAAACAGAUUGACUUGUGAAGCUCUUCUGUGGUAGUUUCUUUGGGAUGGGAGGAGGGUGAAGUGGAGAGAAAGGAUAAAGGUAAACUUAAUGCAACCUGUGAAAAACACUGGUGAUUCUGUCUGCUUUUGCUAAUGUGUUGCACUUUGUAGGGAAGCAGGUACUGUCCAGCCCUCUCUGGGAGCUGAUGCAGUUGCAGACACGUCGCAGGGAGCUCUGCAAAGCCAAGUGCCCACCACCUGGGAAGUCAGCCUUCUGAGUAAUAGAGUUCAUUAGAAGGCUGCCUUGAUGUGUUAGUGCAUCUCAGCUGCUCCACGAGGCUUAAUCAUACUUAGAGCCAGUCUCCUUAAACCACCACCAAGAGGGGAAACACACAGAAUAACUGCCAGCUGAAAAGGAGACCAUACGCAACUGAUAUUUAUGGAUGUUAAAUUCCACUGCCUUCUGUUUUGGGCCCAGUUCUGCAGGUGAGAAGCGGGUAACAGGGAUGCGCCUCGCUGUUCAGGAGGGAAAUUGGAAGGCCCCGUGUUCUGCUUGCUCUGUGGGCAUCACUGCUGAGCCCGAGGGGCAACUGUGGUCUGGGAGCUGACCAUCACCUUCUCCGGAGCCCAAGAGACGUGGCUGAGCAAAAGCUGGCCCUUUUGUGUUUCAGGGAUCUUGAGGCAGCUGUGUAUUGUGGGAGAAAGAGCCAAGCCAUGGAAUAAAGAUACCAGGAGACCUGACCUGGCUGAGUGAGCUCUUAGGAGCGAGUUUAGCAGUGUUUCUGAGUCCAGACAAGGAACCAAAGAUAGCAGUUCACUGCACAUUUCUGACUUCAAAUUUGUCAUGAAAACUGGUUUGCCCAGCUGUGAUGCAGCAGCCAGAAUGUAUGAUGCCCAGCUGACUGGCCUCCUGUCAGCCUCCCAAUGUCUGGUUGUGUUUGCACAGCCCACAAUCCUCUAUUAGAAAAGAAGGUAGAUUAAGGUAGAGAGAGGGGAACAGUCAAAGAUGAAAUUUAAGCUCUUAUUUAUUAUCCUCUUGCUUUGUUUUGCCCAAGUGUUUGUCUUCCUGUUUGGACUUACCAGGUACAUAAAAUGCUAAAAUCACACCCAAAAACUGUAUUCUCUAGGUGUUUGGUUUUAUUUACACCCCCUGUCCACUACUUGGUGGUGACGUAGAUUGUUCUUGAAUCCGUGCUGCUUUGUUACAGAACACCGUGGUCCCCUUUGGAGAAAGUGCCUUUUGGGGAAAAAACUGAUUUUGUGCAUCUUAUUAUUUAUUUAUUUAUUUUAACAGGUAUUGAAGUAGACUUAAUGUCUGGGGUGAGAGGCGGGAGAAUUUAACUUCCUAUUGGGAGGGUGGGUAUUGGUAGCAAACUCACAUGAUAACUCUUCCUCACUUUCUGUUUGGAAUUGGGACCAACUGGCUCAUGUUUCUAAAUCCAUUGAAGCUCUCUUCUAGAGUGCUAUGUCCAGGGUUUUGUAAAAUAGAGUCAGAAAACUGACUAAAAGAGAACUGGGACACCCACACGGCUGAAUGGAAUAGCAGAUUGGGUUAGGUAAGGAUGGCUGAGGACAUAUGCCUGAGGAAGAUGACAGACAGACUGGGGGACUGAACGUUGAUUCAGGCGGACAAGAAGAUACUGCCCAGCAGCCUGUGACGAUGGGAACUCCUUGGUGGGAAGAAAAUCUUGGUAAUGAAAUAGAAUGGUCCAGUCCUAAACUAAAUAGGUGAGGCCCUUAGAAAAUUUGGGGAAAAAAAAUUUUUUUUUUUUAAACAUCUUUGGCAUGCUUAAAAAUGUGAUCCAAGACUGUGGACAUUUUUCCAUAUGACAGGCUCCCACCCUGGUUGCUGGGUUACUUGCUGGAAGAACCUAGGGAAAAGGGAAGCAGUGGACACAAACUCUUAGGUGCAGCUUGAUGAUGCUGGGCAGCGAGGGCUAAUCCAGGUUCCCAAACACAAACCUAACCUCCACUCCUAGGUCAGGGUCCGAUUUAGAGUUCUAGACUGAGUGAAUUUUGUGGCUUAGGGUAUAUGAGAGUGCUGGGGUAUAUAAAAUUGACUUUUGGAAAUGGCCAAGUAAAUAUUUAAAAAUUUUUACUCAAAUUCCAGGUUAGGUUUGACCUAAAACAUAGUUCCAUGGAGUAAAUUAUCUCCCAGCCAUGAAAUAGGGACGCUGGAAUACCUAAUUAGAGAUGUGAUUUUCCUUGUCAUUUGAUUCUUCCUUUCCCUGGUGUUCAGAAGAACUGUCCCCAUUUUUCUCAGCAUUAUUUUGGAAACUAUUUUGACAUGCUGGGUUGGAGUUGAUGUCUGUGUUGUGUAGGAAGGAUGUGUUCAGUUCACUUAGGAGUCCUCAGGGGUGCCUUUCCCUCGCAGGAUGUGUUUCUGUAGGUCAGGUAUAGUUGUUGGGUUUUGAUCCAUUAAGACACCAUGGGGCCAGCGUGUUGUCAGGAUCACAUCUCCUUAUAGUCAGAAACCAGGAAUAGGAUGCGUGGGUUGCCUGUUGAGUUCGGGCAGCCAGUGGUGGUGGUGGUUGAACGUUUUUGUCAGUGUCUCUGGAACAGCCUGGCUGCAGUGGUCAUGCGGGUAGACCUCCACAUCUGUUUAGAGGUUUGGGUUGUGGAUGCAUGCCCAUUCUGAACCAGGAAGUGUGUCUAGGCUGCUUUCAUUAAGGAAGGACUGCCCUAGCAGGAGUGGGACGUGUCACUGCUGUAAUGUCAAAUGGCUGCAGUUGUUGGUUCCACAGCAUACACUUCAGUUCUCAUUUAAGGCCAGUUUACUUAAUCACUAAUUACCAGCCCUGUAUGUAUUGAAAUGGCUGUCAUGCUUGCCAUUUUUAUGAAACAUUCUAUUGCAGGACAGCUGUUAUUGCACAGGCUGCUUCAAGUCACUGGCCCAGGCCAGGGUGAUGUGGUGGUCUGCUGCGAAUCUCAGCCAGCUUUGCAGUAUUAGCUCUUCCUGGGAAAGCAGUCCUCCUGUCGCUGAGGACACUGGCUUUAGGUCAUUAAGAGGAUAUUCCCAGGCCCCUUCUCAAGCCAGCCGUUAGUCUAUAAAUCACACACCAACAAUUCUCCAUCAAAUAGCAGCUUAACACAGACCACUGUCAAACCAGUUUUACCUCACCCUUAAAUCACAUCAUUGAGAAAACAUUUCAAAAAGCCAAUGGAGUUGACUUUUUUUUGAAUGACCAUCAUAAAACUAAUGCUUUAGAAAGAGCCCUCAGAAGACUCAGAAUUGUUUUCGGAAUAAUUUGCCUCAGUAAAUCCUCUGCACAUUCAGGCAUUUAUAAGGCCAGUACUUGUUUUGGAGGAUGGAUUAUCCUGGCAGCUAAUCAGCUGGAUCAACAACAGGGCUUCAGUGGGAGAUUUUCAGCAAGGCUCUGUGGGGGAAAGAAGGGCCAGGACAAGGUCUUUCGCCCCUUGCACUCAGAAUCCUACAACUGAUAACUGAUUUUAGUUAGGGCUGGCUCUUCCUAUUCCUUCAGGUGAGUGGAUUUUGUCCCUGUCUUAACAAGAUGCAAGUUAACCUGUCACCCACCUAGCAGUAGGUCUCAUCUGCUUGAGUUCGAUAUGUGUUUCGGCAUCUUUUGGAGAGUUUAGAUUUACUGUAUCAUUUCAGAACAUGAUAGGGUGAUGCAGCUGAGGCUGCAGAAGUCUGUGCUUCUCUGUACGUCAGCAGACUUUUUAUUGGGACAGGUCUUCCAAAGGCCCACCUAUAACCCGGCCCCUUUUUGCUCUGCAGAUAUGUUAAAAGAGGGAAUUUGAUGUUGACCAUCUUACCUUAACUGGUAUUUGCUAAGUUGUUUGACCAAGGGAGGUAGCGAGAAAGGGUUUCAACCAAAUGCUCUCCAUCUCUCAGUCUAGUGUUGACUCUGUUCACAAUGAUCCACGAGUCCGUUUGUCCACAACCUGCUGAGGUGACCAUUUCAGCGCUGCCUCUGGUAAUUGGUAGAUAACAUGGCCUUUCAGGUAGACUUAAUUUUUUUUUUUUAAUAGUCAGUAUGUAGAAUCUUUGAAACAAUGGAGCUAAAUUCAAAAGAAAAUGAAAAUCACAAUAGAAAUUGUGAGUCAUGGCCAUAAACUAUAUACUGAAUUAACCAGCUCAGAGGGAGGGUACACACAAAUAUGGCAUAUGGCAUACUUUCAUAAAUUUCAUACCCUUCUUCCAGAUUUCCAGUAACCACCAAAAAAAAAUGGUGGUUGGGGGUGGGGCGGUCAGCUGAAACAUCCUUACCUUGGUAUAAUAAAUAACCUGAUUUCCUUUCUUGGGCCAUCUCACAUCUUGAAAGAUGGGAACAGAAUUUCACUGUGAUGUAAGUGCCUGGACAGAGACAAGUAGCUUCUUCCUUGACCCAAAUGACCCAGGAUUUGAAAGCCUUGCGGGCAGCACCAGUCCUCUUACAAAAAAGAGAGUCCCCACGGAGGCUUUCCAUUGAUUUCGUUUUAUAAAUUAAAGGAACAUUUACUGACUACUUCCUCUGUGCCUGGCAGUGUGCUGAGUGCUGGAGAUGACGCCCUGCCUUCCCCAUCAGGACACACCAGCCCACCAACCUCCUCCUCAAGCAGCAGAAUACACGCUUGGGCCUGACUGGGCUGGGCUGGUGCAGGUGGGGCUGGGGGAGCCAGUUUUCUGGCACAUUCCUUCCCCAGUGAGAGCUCAUUGCCACACAUCCAGCCUACAGGUGUGUGGAUUCCAAUGCCAGAGGCAGUGGCUUCACCUAUGGCGCGAACUCAUACAUUUUAAUGAGAUUUCCCCUGAAUAGCAAACACAGAAGCAGACUAAAUUCACACUCAUGUAAGAACAUAUUUAAAAUUGUACUUCACUGAGGCCCAUUUACCAGCAGAGCCAUACUUUGUGAAUUUCUUAGGGUGUUAUGUAAACAUACUUUUCAAAUAUCUAGUCAGGCUUCAAGUAAGACGGCGAGCUGUGCUUUGUUUUUUUUCUAGUAGCAGUUCUAUCAACAUAACAGUCUGGUUUUCAAGAAUUUCAGAACUUGGCAUUCAAGACAAAAGGCUAUGGUCAUAUCUGGGCAAGAAUUAGCACUUUAAAGAUCAGGUGUUUUAACAAUGGCAGUUUUCUCUGGGAAUGAUCAGUCCGUAGUAUAGUUUACACUUGAUGUAGUUGUUUUGGUAAACUGUCUUCAUCUGGCCGCAUCCCCGUUUAAGUAAGCACUUAAAGUGGUCUGGAAAGAUCCUCCAGUGCUUUCUAGAAGGCUUGACUGGCCAAGAAGCCAGAACCUUUGGUGAAAAUGGCAUUUAUAAAACAAAACUGAACCUUCUUAUUUCUUACAAAGAAAAGAUUCCACCAGAUUCCAAUCUCAGACCUUCUCCACCCGCCCCUUUGUAAUUCAGAGGCCUGUGGAGGGAGGCGGGAGAACACUGCCUUUCUCUCAAAGAAAGCAAGGGCGCUUUUUGCUUUCAGGCCUGGUAAUUCUCAGUAUUGCAACACAAUGCAGGGCACAUGGCUUCCUGGGCAACAAGACGUAUUCGCUUACAAUUCAAAGUCACUAAUUAAACCUAUUUUUUUUUUUUAAAGGUUACUUCCUCAUGUUUGUCUGAAAAGUGAACCACAAAACAAAUUUCCUUUCCCUCUCACUUUCCUGGCUGGGUCAGAGGGACACUUCUCUCCACUCAGGGAAGCCAUAACCAUUGUCCACAACCAGGAACCAGUAAUUGCUAAAUUGCAGGGGAGGGCUUCACUUUUCUCCAAUUCCCCUGGUGCCGCCAGAGCAAUGUUCACGACAGAAAUGUUUUCACUGUCCUCCUUGGUAAGCUAGAGAACUCAAGAGUUUAAAAUCAGGGCCUUCAAAGAGUCUGUUCUCUUGCUUGUGCCACAGUUUACUUGGCGUGUGCUUUUAAGAAACAGCAUUUACAAAACAGGUCUUUGAAGUAAGAGCUGUGGAUAAGAGGAAACGGAGGCACAGUGGACAAGGGCGCAGCAGCGCAACAGAGAGAAAAUAGUGUUACCGUUGAGAAAACAGGUGCGAAGUCCACUCAGCCUGCAUAGCCAUACUUGUUCACUGCACUGGGGUGAUUGUUAUAGAUCAGGGUAUACUAGCUUAUAAUUUUAUUCUUUCCAGACAAAACAAUUUAAUGUUACAGGUUUUUUCUUCUUCUCUUUUUUGGCCCAAGGAUAGGGUGGGUGGGUUGUCAACUGCACAAUCUUUGAAGUGUAAGUUAAUUUUUUUAUGUGAUAUUUCAGUAUGUAUUUUAUUCAUUAAAUUUAUUUGAAAACUUUUGUUGUCUUUUUUACCAAAAAAACGAAACAUUUAUUCUCAGACCUAUGCUACCUCGGUUCCUUAGGGAGCUGAAGGGGCAGUACCCCUUUCACGCAGUAGCUGGAUGAUUACUAUUCCUUUGGUCCCAUCCUUCAUCCUGGCCCUCAUGAGCCCCUCCACACCCAAACAAACUAGUGUUUACUCUGUGCUUAUUAUUGUGUUUUCAUCUUCAUCAGCCUAUUUUUGGAUCUAAAAACACUGUAUCCAGAUUACCAUCUGUCUGGGUUACUGCCAAUCCCAGUACCUAGAACAAGUAUCCAAAAAUAUUUGUUGAAU
Trichechus manatus latirostris (Florida manatee) is the source of this 11248-nucleotide messenger RNA. It is a transcript of the gene FHIP1A, whose product is annotated as FHF complex subunit HOOK interacting protein 1A. The record is from RefSeq and is a predicted model, not a curated record. The transcript has 13 exons. Bases 762 to 3896 code for a protein of 1044 amino acids. Lineage: Eukaryota; Metazoa; Chordata; Mammalia; Sirenia; Trichechidae.